AUGGAUGAAAAUGAAACAUUUUACCUUGUGUUUGUCGAUCUACCAACAGAAUUCUCACCCGAACCAUAUUCAAAAUUAACUCGCCGCUAUUCUGAUGUAGAUGCAGCUAUGGCCUUCAUCGAGUCCAAGCGUCAGGUCCACGUUUUACUUAUUGUUGCCGAUCGUUUAGCAAAGGAAAUUCACACUCGAUUGAAACUCUGUCGUCAUAUUCGGAGUUUCCUCGUGUUCACUCGAUCUCUGUCUCCUUUGACAGUUAAAUUUGAUCAACACGAUCCUAUACCUGAAAUAUUCCGUUCUGAAAGCAAAUUAGAACAAGCUGUGCAAGCAGAAUGUAUUUCCCUAGAAAAACAAGCUCUACCAUUCUCCGUAUUCGAUCAAAUGCAACGCAGUAGCCAAGAUUUAAAGAGCAAAUUCAAUACCUUCCUCUGGUAUCAGAUUUUAUUUCAUACUUUGAAGCAACUACCUACAGAUGAACAAGCGAAAGAAGAAAUGCUACGAUUCUGUUCAGAUUAUUAUCAAUCUAAUCCUCGUGAAGAACGAAUUAUUCAACAAUAUCGAAAGUCGAACAAUGAACGUACUGCGAUACGUUGGUACACUCGAAAUACGUUCUUCUUCAAAUUGGCUAACCAUGCCCUAAGGACUGAAGAUAUGCUUUUGGUUUAUCGCUUUCGCUAUUGGCUGAAACUUUUAUGUUCAGCAAUCGAAUGUGAGCACAAGAAACAAAAAGAUGAUCAAACAUGGACUUUAUAUAGUGGUUUUCGAUUACAUAAAGACGAACUCGAGCGAUUGAAACAGAGCGUUGGAAAUUUAAUUUCAAUCAAUAGCUUUCUCUCUACUUCCCGUAAUAUCAACGUUGCUCACAUAUUUGCUGGUACAGGAAUCAUUGAAGAUCAUUUAGCUCGUGUGAGAUUACACAUCGAAGUUAAUCCAACUCGUUUACAAUCAGUAUUUUGUGCGGAUAUUCGUCGGAUGAGUCAAUUUUCCCAGGAAGAAGAAGUGUUAUUUUCUUUGGGUUCAACAUUUCGAAUUAUCUCAAUGGAUUAUGAUGAUACAAAUCAACAUUGGGUGUUUUAUUUGAAUGCCACUGAUGAUAGAUCUGAUUUAAUUCGUGAACAUUGUCAGUUAGCUAGUUACGAUUUUCGGUCAACGUCGCCGAUGAUUUAUUUUGGGAAAAUCUUAAGUAAAAAUCUCGAUAAAACUAAUCAUGCGCUAGAAUAUUUUCAUGAAUUAUUGAGGAAAAUUGAUCAAACGCAUCCAGAUCUGCCCAAUAUUUAUGAAGCAAUCGGUGAUAUUCAUCAUCGACGAGGGCAGGACUCAAAAGCGGUCAAAUACUAUAAGAUUGAAGAAAAACUUCGACGAAAACGAGAUCUCAUUGAAAAAAGGGCGGAUAAUAUUAUUCUACAGGAUUUACAGGAAGAACUCGAAGAGGAAGACAAGAAAACAGAUGAACCUACUCUGACAAAAGCCAAUUUAUUGCGUACAAUGGCGUUUCACGCGAAAUAUGUGCAAGCUGGAACCUAUCUUACCCAGGCGUUACAAAUCUAUGAACAAUUGAAAGUCGCCAGUCCGGCAAUGAGUGAAUGUAUCGAAGACUUAGCUUGGAAUUGCCAGCACAAUGAAAAACUUCAACAAUCGCUCGAGCUCCAGUAUCGACGAUUAGCUGUCAGCGAGGAAUAUCUACCUGCAGAUAAUCAGACAUUAUCUGAUAUAUUGACGGACAUUUUGCAUGAAGUCAAAACUCCUGACGAUCAUCGUCGCUUCAUUAAAUUCUGUAAAAAGAAAUUAUCAGUUCUCGAUGAAGAAGGAACUCUUGACAAAGAUCACCCUCGCCUAAUUCAUAUAGAAGAUUGCUUGGAGACAGCUGAGAAUCAGCUGAAAGACUUUAAAGAAAAGCAAACGAAAUUGCUAAUUGAAGUUUCACAUGCUGCCAAGCAAAAAUAUCCAUCUCAACUCAUUCAAUCAUAUCGGAAGAUAUCCAUAUUUUACUCAAAACAUGGGUUGUAUAAAGAAAGUAUUCAUUACGCAUUAAACGAAUUGGAAAUCUAUGAAAAUAUUCUUGGAUACAGUGAGACGAUUUUUGAUAUAUUAGAUCGGAUCAAACAGUGUUAUACCCUCAUGCUUGAUUAUACUCAAGCGUUCAUUUAUAUGCAGAUAGCCUACAAAUUAGCUCAAUCGGUCCAACACAUCGAUCCACAGAUGGUUCAGAAAAGGCAGAUUAAGACUGAUAAUUUUGUCCGCCGAGUAGCAAAAUAUCAAAUUGAACUGCCUUGGAUUCCUGUAACUCCAGACAAUGAUUGUAUUUUUUAA
Molecule: messenger RNA, 2307 nt
Organism: Adineta ricciae
Lineage: Eukaryota; Metazoa; Rotifera; Eurotatoria; Adinetida; Adinetidae
Source: the annotation of a GenBank genome assembly